AGGUUCUGAAUACCAAAAUACACCUUCCUGGUUUCAGUUUCUCAAUAAAGAGCUUGUUCGUGUGGCUUCCUUUUCAGACCAUGAAGCAUUUGACCAUCCUGUGAUAUGUCUUGUAGCUGUUUCAUCAAAGGAUGAACAACCUAUUAGCAGAUUUGUUGACCUUUUUAAUACCAACAAGCUUCCUUCCCUUCUUAAUGAUGGUGCAAUGGAUCCAAAAGUUUCAAAGCAUUACUUGUUAGUGCAUGAUAAUCAAGAUGGCCCUGCAGACAGAGCAAGUAAAAGAUUGACAGAUAUGAGGAGUACAUUUGGGGCAAGUGACUGUUCGUUGCUUUGCAUUAAUUCUUCCCUGGAUGCUCCAAUCAAAAAUCAAGAUAAUCCUUGGGCUUCAUAUAUAACUGAUGCCUCACCUACUCCUAGUCAAGAUCUUGGUUGCUUUCUCAACAUUGAUGAUAUCAACGAGAUAAAAGAUCUAAUGCAAGAUUUAGCAUCCAAGUACAUCAUUCCAAAUAUGGAGCAAAAAGGGUUUUCCCCUUUUUGA
This is a messenger RNA of Glycine soja, 538 nucleotides long. RefSeq lists its product as uncharacterized. The transcript has 5 exons. The record is from RefSeq and is a predicted model, not a curated record. Gene Ontology annotation, biological process: protein localization to phagophore assembly site; endoplasmic reticulum to Golgi vesicle-mediated transport. The coding region runs from base 206 to 538 and encodes 110 amino acids. Lineage: Eukaryota; Viridiplantae; Streptophyta; Magnoliopsida; Fabales; Fabaceae. Gene Ontology annotation, cellular component: TRAPPIII protein complex; cytoplasmic vesicle; phagophore assembly site.